This is a messenger RNA of Diaporthe batatas, 2948 nucleotides long. RefSeq lists its product as uncharacterized. Gene Ontology annotation, molecular function: protein binding. The record is from RefSeq and is a predicted model, not a curated record. Bases 74 to 2899 code for a protein of 941 amino acids. The transcript is spliced from 2 exons. NCBI's taxonomy places the organism in Eukaryota, Fungi, Ascomycota, Sordariomycetes, Diaporthales, Diaporthaceae.
CAAAGCUACAGUCUUGUCCUUCUCAUAAAAGACUUCUACAUGCACCACUACUCCCUUAACGUUGUCGCUCACCAUGAACGAACCGAUUACUGUAGGCACAGUGUCUAGCACUGAUGCCCUCGAGACCCAAGCUGAUGCCCUCUCAGACUUGGGUCUCGAGGCUAUAGAUCUCUUUGGGAAACUGAAAAAGGCGCUGAGAGAGGGAACUGACGAGAAACUGCGCGAAGAUUCAUUCACUGCCGAAUCACAGAGGUUCGAGCUCUGGGCUGCAAAUAUGGGACUUUUCGUUCCGGGCCACGGCUCUCUGGACUACCGCGUCCGAGAAGCCGAGAAGCUGGCGCAGACGCUACGGAGGUUUAUGCAGGACCUGAAUACCUCGUUAGAAGAUGUCGUUGAAAUGUGCUCCGAACCCAAGCAGGAGGGUGCAUCCGCGAUGAGUACAUCCAGUGGAGAAGAAUCAGAAUCUCAUGCACAGGAAGAUGAGGCUAAGAAUGAGGGCGAUGACGAGGACGAGGACGAGGACGAAGAACCAUGGGACACGGACCUGCUGAUAGACAGCGUUCGAGAUCCUAUCAACAGGCUGUUCAAGAUGUCCAUUAAGAUACGGAAUCCUUCUACCCGACUUGGAUCUUCCAGAGCUGCCAACUACCGACAGGUGGAUGAAGAGACCGGAGUCGACUUGCUGCAAGCCAUGAAGGAAUUUGAUCUGGACUACGUCAAAACGGUGUUUCUGGAGUAUCGAAAGACCAAGGCACGUCGGGACAGUCGUCCUGCGCAGCCACCAGGAGACCCACCAGGAGAACAUGACGACAACGUGUGGGAGCCGAUCAAGACUGUCUUGACCGAAGAAAGAGAGCGGGAAAACAGCGGUGGCCACUCUUACCUUAUCGAUCGGAUCGCACAAGCAAACGUUCGCCGACGACAACAAUUCGCGUACUGGGCUGCACACCGACACAAACUCGACAAACACACAAAAGCGUACCAGGCUCAAAAGGGCCGGUUUCCAGUUACGGAAAGACAGACAGGCGGUGGGCUAGGGCUGGAACUCGCUCAGGGACCCCUUCCCUCCAUCUCGAGUGCCACCGGGCUUGACAUGGCGCGGCUCGAGAUAUCGUCAGACACUCGCUCGAACUGGGCCCUUUCAGAGUAUGCGCCGUCAACAAGACGAGCAGCCGACGCCCCCGUUGACUUCCCCCCGGCUCCGAAGGUCUCGCGCAAGACGCAGGCAGACAAGUUCUUCGAGUGCCCAUACUGUUUCUUCCUGUGCCCCAAGGACAUCCUCGCCGAGAAGGCGUGGAAGGCCCACCUGAUUCACGAUCUACGCCCUUAUAUUUGCACGUACGAGGACUGCAGGAACCCCACGCAGCUGUACGACAGCCGGAAAGACUGGGUGCAGCACGAGAACUCAGAGCACCGCAAGGUCUGGAGGUGCCCGGAGCACGAGAACAAGGUCUUUGAGAGCAUUGACGGGUACCGGCGCCAUCUCCGGGAGCGGCAUGCUGGAUCCAUCGGCGGGGAAGCAUCGUUGGCUCGCAUCAUCCAGGCCAGCGAAUCAGUUGCGGAUACCUCCAAACGGGCGUGCCCCAUCUGCACGGUUGAGCUGGACACAGGCAGGGCGAUGGAGGGCCACAUUGCGCUGCACCUGGAACGAUUCGCCAGCUUUUCGCUGCCCAGGUCUGUCGACAACGACGAUGACGGCUCUAACGCCGACUCGGGUAAGGCGAACAGAGUAGACGAGGAGGGGUCCCGCGAUGACGACUUUGAGGGUGGCUUCGAGUAUCACAGCCAGGUGAAUUCCAGCGGGACUCAGUCUGCCGGACGUCCCCCGGAGGUUGGCAUUUCAAGCCCACGAGAUGAAACUGGGGCCUUUGGAGUCACACUUCUCGAGAAAGUUGAAGAUCUUGGAAGCAGCGACGAGUCUAGCAACAGCGACAGCGGUCAGUCUCAAGAUGAGAUGCCCACUGACAGACUGAAGGUGGGCGAAUGGUGCGCCGAUUUUGAGAAGUAUGAAAAGGUCGAACGGGAGUUUUUGGAGACACUAGAACAGACAGAGAGAAGACUGGGUGGUGACCAUGAGGAAACACGGAACUGUAUGAAAAGAGUGUAUGAUUUGUUGCGUGGCCAGAAGAAGUUCCUGGAGGCCGAACACAUCCUGCGGAGAAUACUGGAGCAGACCGAGAGGGCACUCGGGCCUGACCACCAGGAGACAUGGGCUUCGAUGAGCGAAUUGGGCUGGCUGCUACACGAGCAGGGGCGCUAUGCAGAGUCGGAACAGAUGAACUGGGAGGUAUUGGCGCUGCGGGAGAAUGCGUGGGGCCGCGAGGACCCGGAAACGCUGGUCAGUCUGUCCAACCUGGCGAUAGCGCUUUCACUGCAGGGCAAAGUGGCAGAGGCCGAAGUGCUGGGCCGGGAGGCGAUGGAGGCUCGCAGAAGGCUACUCGGCCCUUCUCAUAAAAACACACUCAUCAGCAUGGCCAACCUGGCGCAUAUGCUGAUGGGGCUCGGCAGGGUUGAUGAGGCGGAGAAGUUGUGUGGGGAAGUGAUCGAGAUACAGAAGCAGGAAUUCGGGCACGAUCAUCCGGAAACACUCAUCAGUAUGAAGAGGAUGGCACAGGUGCUCUAUGCACAGAACAAGGUGGAGGAGACGGAGAAGCUCGAGCUGGAAGUUCUGGAGGCGUUCAGGCAGACACUUGGGCCUACGCAUCCCGACACCCUUGCGUCUUUGUACACUGUAGCUUCCUUCUUGCACUCGCAAGGGCGUUGGGACGAGGCUGUAGGGUUGAUGGAUGAGUGCUUCCAACUCCGACGUCAGGUGCUGGGACUGGACCACCAGUACACCCGUGCAGCGGCCAAGAACCUGGACGAGUGGCGCGCCAAGCUUGGGGAACCGGAUGAGUAGUAUCGUCGAUUCUAAGGGCGAGAUAUACCCCAAUCAUGAAACCGUUGAC